GGAGGGUAGCCUGCUGCCUGUCCCCAUCUAUGGUGCAGAACAGCAAUGGGACAAAGAGGGCACUGAGUAAAGAGAUGAUGGGGCAGGGUAACGAGGGAGGCCAGGUGCUUAUGGCCAUGGCACUCCUGUCUAUCUGUGACCAGGACAAAGGGCCAGGGGCAAGAAUGUCCUCCAAGGCCUCCUGGGAUCUAGACCCUCAGCCUGGAGUCCCAGGUGGCCAGGCCUCCCCUGCUCUGGAGGACCCCACACCCAGCAUCUGUGCAGGCCGUGGGCCAUGGAGCUGGGGACCACAUGCCCCGAGUGGGACAGGCCCCUCCUGCUGCAGGGGGUGGUGUCUGUGCCCCACCCAGGAGACCGCAAGUGGGGCAGAGGCCAGCUCCGCCUGGUGGUGCUGGAAUGGGUGUGCAGAGCCUCCCGUGGCCCGUCCCCUCGCCCUCUCUCACCCAGGCUCCCUUGCCCAAGGCCCAGUCCUCCCUGGCCUCGCGGCUCCAGGCCCGAGGAGCACCCCGGCCCUCUGUUCCUCUGCUUCCAACUCUUGGCCUUUCUGAGUGGCCUGGCUGCCCCCUGCGCUCCCCGCCCUGGGGGUACCUGCAGCUGCCACCCCUGGGAGCAGUGUCCGUUGGCUGCCCAGUGCCCGCUCACCCGCCCCUCGCCCUCGCCAGGGAGUGGAAGUUCUGUUGGCAGCUGGUGCCCAGAGCCCAGCACUCACUGGGCAGAAGCUGGACAGUGAGUGACUCCUUCUCUCUUCUGAUCUUGUUUAUUCCUUGGUCCCUUCUCCCCAGGCCUCAUCUCCCGCCCCCCCAUGCCCAGGGGGAGCUGCGCACCCCCUCCAGCCCCUGGCCGGGGGAGGGGGGGUCUGCUGGGGCAGGAAGUGCAGGGACUCCCAGGAGAGCGCGGGCGCCUGAGGCCCAGCCUGUCUGCCCGCAGCGGACGGGGAGGAUGGAGGCCUGCUCCGCCUGCCAGGAGCCCUCCCAAGGAGUAGGCUGCGGGGUGGCAGGGCCUCGGGGCCCAGCAGAAGCCCUGCAGCUGGGGUCCCCAAGACUCGGCCCGCGCUCCCGGCUUCAUCUCCCCUGGGGCCCCCCACGGGCUGGACCAAGGGCCCGCAGAGAGGGAGGUUCCCUGGGUGAGGCAGGUCCCUGGGUCCCCCACACACGCACAGCGCCCCGCCAGCUCGGGUCAGAGAAGGGCAGACAGGAUGUGAAGGGAGCCCCCCGUUUUCACUGUGCUCCCUGAGCUGGGCAUUCGGUGGCCCCAACUUCUGGACAGCGUGCUGCCAACAGCUCCUGGCCGGGCACCCCACGUCCUGCUCCUCACAGGCGCCCUCCACGGCCCGGUGGACACUCCAGAGCUGGGCCGGGUGCUGGCCCCUGCCAUCCUCUCACCCCUGAUGGAGCGGGUGGCCAGGAGGACAGGGUGACCAGGGCCUCUUCCAAACAGGAAGUUCCAGCGACAGGCUCCAAGGAGCAGGGGCUGCUGAGGGCAGGGGCCCUUGGCCACCAGGGAGAUAACUGCCCACAGGUCCGCAGCAAGGCGCCAGGGUGGUGUGCCUCCAGAGCACAAAGGAAAAGCAGGGGCGGUCUCAUGAAAAUGGGGCACCAGGGAGGGGAAGGGAGCUCACAGGGGCCAGAUGAUAUUGCCACCUGGGUGCAGGACGAGUGUGUGACGUCGCGUCCCGCCACUGUGUACAGCCAUAAAGCACCCACAAAAAUACAUGGAAAACCCAAAGGCCCAGCAGUCCAGCGUCCUCCCUGGGCCAGCGGCGGGCUCCAGCUCCUGGAGGUGAGCCAAACCCAGGUCAACUGCAUGGCAGAUCCUGGGGCGGACGAGGCAGGACACGUUGGGGGCGUCACAGGCUGACCCUGCCCUGCACUACAGACCUGAGGGUGGACCACAGCUCUGCGGACAGGGCCAUGGAAGGAGCUUCCCUGGGCUGGAGGGGGCCGUGUCCUCGACCACGGUGACAGGCGGACUGCGGAGGGAACCGGUGGUGACUAAGUUCCAGGGCUUGUGGGCUGACGAAGGGCGGGGCCCUGGGGCACCCUGGGGCACUGCGCCCAGGCUGACGUCGGGGUCCUGCCCAAGGCCCUCAGUGAACCAGGCUGGCCACUCCCACCGGUCUCCAGGACAAGGAAACGGCUGUGGAGGAGGAAGGGGGAGGGCAGGGGUCUCUGCAGCAGGAGACAGGCCCAGGGAGGAGCCAGGCAGCUCGCUGGGCACACGGGCCAGCCUGGACAAGGCCUCACGGGGACAUCUGGAGCAGCACAGGACUGGCAGAGAUGGCAAAGCAGGGGAUCCUCCUGUCCCCUGCAGGUCACACGGACCCACCGGGGAACUGGCCCCAGAGAAGUCAACCCAGGUCCUCCUCACGGCACAGCACGGGCCCAGGACAGCGGUGUGGACUGCCUGUCCCGGGUCCUAGGAAGCAGCUGGUGCCCCCAGGCCCCUGUCCACUCACCUGACCAGCCUGAGGAGCCGGGCCUUGGUCCUGGAGUGGAUCUCCAGAGCCGUGCUCUUCACCAGGCCCCACAUCCACCACAGGUCUGCGGGCGCGUCCGGCAGCCAGAUCACCACCCUGGACGGGGGACAGCAUCAGCCUCGCCCAGCAGCCAGCCCAGAGGCCACCUCCCCUCAGACCCUGAGGGAGCUACCAGCCCACAGGAAGGGGCUACCCAGAUGGGUACGAAGAGUCCAGAGGUGUGGGCCACCAUGGCAGAGCGGGCACCACGAUCCACCAUGGGCUCUGAAUGCGGCAGAGGUGGCGGGCCUCAGGUCACCAGCGAGGGCACAGGUGGGGCACAGGGCACAGCCCAAGGUGGAAAGGGCGGGGCUUUAAGGCCAGGCAGGGGCCGCCCACCUCUCCUGCUCCUUAGCUACGUGACCUGAGAAGCUCGGGAACCUGUCUGCCGCUUUACUCCCCUGUCACACGAGGACCGUCAGCCUGCCCGCAGCUCCUGACCCCUCCUCAUGUCCCCUCGUCCACUCUCCCUCUCGAGGUUCCUGAAACGUCACCUGGCAAGGCCCCCGGGGUUCCUGGCUGCUGACGUGGCCAGCCAGCACCAGGUGCAGGGUGCGCAGAGCCGCUGGACCCCACAGGACCGCCAGCCCAUCCUCUACCUGUCUCUGAAAAGCACUGGCUGGACACCUCCGCCCACUCGCCACGCCCCCUGGGAGGGCCUGAACAGGGGCUGCAGCGGGCAGACGGUCAGAGGAGGCCAGGUAGCAAGCCAAACGGAAGCCGGACCGUCCCCUCCCUCAUUCUGGGCCCUCUGCCCCUGUUAAUGCAAACUACGCGUGGAGCGUGGGGUGAUGGGAAAAACUACGGGGGCAUUUCCCGUGUUCUGAGAGGACCCUGUAGCGCUCACAUAAUGGAUCUUUUUUUUUUUUUUUUAGCUGCAAAGGUUAGAAUCUACUUUUUUUUUUAAAUUUCAACUUGUAGUUUCAGUAAACAGCUCCGCAGGAGGAGAAUCUGUAGGUAGAAAGCGCUCUCCUGGCUUUGGGCUGACCCAGUCAUCAGCUUCACGUGGAGCAGGACAGAGGCUGUGACUCACUGUCACGGACCUUGCAUGGGACACAGACCUCCCUGUGUCACCUCCCUGCUUGAACCCCCAUCUAACACCAGGAUGAAGAGCACUCGGUCCGCCGCAGAGCCCUGGUGUGGCCCCUUGUCAGCUUCUAGCUCCAGCUGGCCUCCCUCUCUGCUCCUUGAAUGUGCCCUACUCUCUUCUGCCCCAGGACCUUUGCAGAUGCUGUCCCUUAUGCCUGGCAUGCUUUUCCCUUCCCCUGUGCCUAGCAAACUCUUAUCCAUCCUUCAGAUUAGCUCCAAAGUCAUCUCCUCUGGGCAGCCCUCCAGGCCAAAUAGCUACUAGUAUGAGCUGUGCCAGCUCAGAGCCAGUGUAGACCUCUCCCAGGACUCUCCAGGAAGAGCUGAAGUUGCACAGCAAUGAUUAAAUAGUGGGUGGUGAGCCCCACAGGAGCUGCUGCCCCCUCGCCCCAGACCCUUAAGGGCUAGUGGCAGAGUGAAUGGAGGAGUCACUCAGCACAUCACAAGGGCUGACGGGGGCCGAAUCUCGGCCAGCCCUGCUUUAGAGAAGAGUUAACGUGGCCCAGAGCAGUCAAGAGAGCUGGCCCAGGCCACACAGCUAAUCUGAGCUGGACCAGCUCUGAGAGUCACCCAGGAACAUCGUCUCUGAGACUCUAAUGAGCAGAGCAGGGGCCAGAGGUCCCAGGCGCAGGGCAGGGCCAGGAGCUGACCUGGGCUCCGGAUCCAGCUGCUGCCCGCCUCCCACCUGUCCUCCCCUGUGGAGGAGCCCACCAAGGCCCUGGGCCACUUGCCAGCGCCCAGCCCACCAUGGACGCUGGUCUCCCCACCACCCUGCCUGCGAGCCAGGUCCCUCCCAGCACCCCACUGCGCCUCACCUUCUGCUGCGGAAGUACACAUACUCAAAGGGCAGCGUGCAGGGCAGGAGCAGGUACGAGAGCACCUGCCCGGGCCCCGACCGGCGGAAACGGGCCCAGGCACCGAGGUCCCUCCUGACAGCCUUCCUCAGUGCUGCAAGAGAGUCACCUCGUGGCUGUGGCCGUUUGCCCACCUCCAGCCAGCCCUCCAGGCACCUGAGAGCUGGCAGCCCACAGAUUGUGCCCCACCCCACCCCUUUCUGCACAGAUGGACACAGCACCGUUGGAGCCCAGCCAUGUGCCAGCAGGGUGCCAAGCCCUUCACACAUGCCCUCUCACUGAUGUCCUGGAGAUGGGCAUGGUGUGCCUCUUUCAUAGACGAGGAGACUGAGGUUCAGAGUGGAAAAGUGACUAAACGAAGGAUCAUCACCAGAUGGUACUUGUCAGCACCCCACACCUCUCCCGGCCCUCUGGGUAGUCUGUCGUGGCCCCUUGGGUCCCCACCACACCCCCUCCAGAGCAGUAGCACAUGGCAUAUUACCCUCAGCAACAGCUGUGAACACAGAAACCAUUUCCUAAGUCCCCUCUUCACUGACCAGAGCCAGAGCCUAGAUCCCAGCCUCCAGGCUGCAGUGUGGGCCUGGGGGCGCCAGCAGCCUCCACGCCAUCUAGGGCCAGCCCAGUCAACACAGCCCCAAGACCCGCCCCACCCAGGACGAGUCCUUUUCCUUCCCUGGGCCCAGAUAAAACCAGGACACGGGCACGACCUUCCUCCCAGGGCAGGUGGGUGAGGAUCGAGGGAGUGGACAGGGGCCUGUGCUGUCAUUUCCCUCUCGGCUGGCUGCCCUGUGUGGCUGCAGGGACACUGUGAGGCCUGCAGAUCCCAGGCUUGGACCUCAGAAGCUCAGCUCAGAACCAGCACCAUCCAGAACCAGGAAGAGGCACCUCCUCCCCGGCAUCCUGCCCCUGCCCAGGCCUGGACCACCACCUCUCCUCCCGGUUCCCAGCCCUCUCCUCCACAGCUGGGCAGCCACUGACCUGGCCUCCCGGCCCCUUAUCUCAGCUGCGCCCCCAACCACUGUGCUGGUGCCCCGUGGGCCUCCCUGACCCUCGGGAUCUCCUGGGUGUCUGCUGCUCGCACCUUUGAAAUCUCGGACUCCCCCUCACCAUCUGUGCCUACGGGCUUUGCCCCUUCCUGUUGCUGAGAUCCAGACGCUUAGUUAAACCUAAGGUGAGACUAAAAGGCUCAGAGCAGAGCCUCCCUCUGCCAGGGUUUGGCUGUGUCACCCGACAGGUCCCUCCCUCGCUGCCCACUGCCCCCAGGGUGGCCAGGAGAGGCUCGAAAGCCGGCUUCCUCACGGGAGCCCAGUGUCUCUCAUACCCGCUGCCCUGCCCUUUCUCAAGCACAGACCUGAAUUCGAAUUCCCCCUCAGGCUCUGUGACCUCGCCCGGUCCCUGUCCCUGAGCCUCAGUUUCCUCAUCAGAGAAAUGGGGUAAGAAUGACGUGGAAGCGGGGGCGGGGCGGGGUUUGCGGAGGAAUGAGUGACGCAGCCCGUAAAAGGCCCUCCGCACACUUGGCCCUUAGCAGGUGCUCAUUAAAUAAGCGCUGACCCCGUAGAUCACGCUACUUCACGGCAGGGUCCCUGGCCCCAACCCCAGGGCAGGAAGGGGCAGUACCAGCCUCCAGUUCUGGCGAGAGCUGCUCCAAGCUGGGCACGUCCUUGACCAACACGGUGGGCACAUGGCAGUUGAAAGACGUGCCGUCGUCCGGGGUCCUAGCAGGGGGUGCUGGGGGGUCCCUAGAGACCAACGUCCACAGCACGGGCUCCUUGGUGAGUCCUGGCCAGGGGGAGGAAGAGGACAGACAAGUCGCCCCCGCCCACACCCAGCUGUCUGCCCUCCCCAGUGGCUCUCCAGGGCCUGACCCUGAAGACAGGACUCAGGUCAAACUCUGGCUCCGCCGCCUGCCAGCUGCGUGACCCUGCGUGCCUCAGUUUCCCUCUCUGUGACAGUCGGAUGGCAGAGGGGUUCUGAGAACUAGGCGCAACCAGGACACGACGCGGGCUGUGCUCGGCCGACGUCCACCUCCCUCCCCCUCCGUGUGGGGCGCAGCAUGGGGCCUGUGCGGGGGUGACACCCCAGUUCUCCAGCCCAGGAGACUUUUCCCACCUGCGGUCGGUGCGAGCGCACCACUCUCCCCAUCCCAGGCUGAGUCCACGUCUCCCCUGGGCUCCCACAGCCUGGAGCUUCCCUCCCUGGGGUGUCUCUCUGCACCCAUUACUGUCACCCUGCACCAGGGACCUGCGUGAUUCUUCUCUGGUCCCCAGGUGUCGCUGAGAGAGGAUGAGAGCGCCCAGGUCCCUAGUGGCUCAGAGGCCUGGAAGGCAGGGUCUGCCUGGCACCUGUGGGACACGAUCACAGCCCACCACCAUCCCCUGCCGCUCACCACGUGCCUCCAGGAACCUCAGGGCAUCCAGGUACCCUUGUCUGCAGUUGUCGGCCACCACCUGCGACACACAGGGCAGGGCAAGUGGGCCAGGCCUGGGCUCACACCGGUCAGCCCGUCCCAGACUGGAGACUGGAGUUCAGUGGGUGGUCUCGGUCCUGCCUACUCUCCUCGAGCAAACCCUGGGCAGGGCCCAGGGACCUGGGGGACCCUGAGGAACUGAGGGACCUUGGCAGACCCUGGCGCCAGGUAGGAAGGCAGAUAGGGCUGAAGGCAGAAGAGGUUGGCUUGGUCCCCCCUGCCCUGGCCCCACAUCCUGCUCUCCUUGGGGACUCUUAGCUGCCAGUCCUUGCCCAGCCUGCCCCUGGGCCUCAGGGCCCUCCCCUGGAAGACGCGGGAGCAGAGAGCCCUUCCCUUGGGCCCUUGGAUGUUCAUUUCCAGACUAGUCUGAGUGGCAGAGGAACCAGGCCCACACUGGCCUGCUCAGAGUGCCACGGGCAGGGAGACGGACCUGCAGAUGGGGACGGAGGCCUGCCCACUCCCCUGCUUGCUGUGUGACCUUGGACCACAGUGCCGUCUCUUGAGAGCCUCUAUUUCCUGGUCUAUACUCGGGAGCGGGAGUUUCUGCCCGCGCGGUGGUGUGGAAAGGACCUCGUGAACAGGGUUUCACUAAGUUGUCUAGGCUGACCUUGAACUUGAACCUGUGGUCCUCCUGCCUCAGUCUCCCCAGUUGCUGGGAGUACAAAUGUGCACCACGGCACCCAGCCGGAGGACACAGCAAAUGGACAUGACCUUGUUGCACACAUCAUGGAGCACGUGGCAGCAGGAGGGCGGGCAAGCCGGGCGUGGUCGGGGAGGAGCUUGUUGCAACCAUCAACUGUUGUCAAAUUAUUCAUCUCCCAGAAAAUGCAAGGGUAAAAAGCAGGAAACGUAGGUGGGUUGUCCACUUUGUUGUGCCUCCCUAGAGGACAGAUGGCCCAUAUGGGCACAGUCCAGGGCAGCCGUGGAGACAUGAGUCCAGACUGGCUGGGAGUCUAAAUCUCAGCUGUGUGACUUUGGGCAAGUUGCUUGCGGUGUCUGAGCCUUUGUGUCCUCUGAGAAAUGGAAAUGAUAGCAGCACCUGCUCACAGCGCCUGGCCCGGGGGGACACAGGCCAAGGCCCCUCUGCAAACCAGCUCAGCAGCACUGCGUCCUCACCCAGCCUGAGCCGCGUCCUAACUCAACAGCCCCUGAGGGAGGGAAGGAAGGGUGCGAACCCUGGCUUCGGACGGGAGGCUUGGUGUGAGAUGCGGCAUGUGCUGCAACUGCCCUGAGCGGGGUGGAGGAGACGUGGCACAGAGUCUGAGGCCCGGGGCCUCGGCCACCACCUUGGGGGACCCAGACCUACCUCAGGUUUGGGGGGUAUGAGUGAUAUGAACCCCAGGAAGAAGUUCUUGGUGGAGAUUUGGAAGCUGGCAUUGAAAGCAUUCAGCUCGUGCAGGCUGGCCGAAGAGCUCCGGGGACAGAUGUCCACUGUCCCAUGGAAGGGGGACACGGUGAUGGUGGAAGGGCAGUCCGCGAAGGGCAGAUUGUUGCUCAGAGCCCCAUCGAUGUAGCGCUGCAGUUCAGGUGGGCGGGUGGCUGUGCUGCCCUCUCAGGACGCCCCCGCCCUCCUCCACACCAAGAACCUGCAGCAAGUGACCCUCCUGCUCCCGAGGCCCCGCAGUGGGGAGGGCUGGGCACGCAGCAGGGGCUCAAGGAGAAAGAGGGGGCGUGUACCCAGCUGCCCAGAGCUGUGGACACUCAAGAGGCACUCACCUGCCCUCUGAACUCAGGGGGGAUUGUCCCACAGUAGAAGGGGAAGUACAAGGAGCAGACCACGGCCUGGGGACAAGAGCCACGGGAAUGUGAGUUCUCGCUCCUGGGCAGGGACCUCCGGCACAGAGGAGGCGACUCCUGUCCUGUGUGCAGGUGCGGAGGGGCCACCAAGCCCUCAAGGGAAGAUGGAGGGAAGAGUCCCCCUCCUUUCUGCUGGGGGACCUCUGCCCACCAUGGCUGCUGCUGCGACCCCACCCCCAGCCGCACAGACAAGCAGCGGCACCAAGGCCACAUCCUCACCCUCCCUGAAGGAACGCCCCCCUGGACAGUCCCACAGACUGUCCCCUGGGCAUUGAUCAACAGGUGCACCUGCCACAAGGCCCUGUGCACUCACCCACCAGGAAAACACCAUCUACUCUCUCCUGGAAAGGAGAUGCCUACCGAAGACCAAGCCCCCUGGGCAUAGACUGAUACAUCGUCACGGGGAGAUGGAAAUGUCUGUGCACCGCAGGACAUGUGGCAACCUCGAUAAGCUGGGCAAACCCACUCCCGGUUGGGCACCGCUGACUGGUGCUCCCACUCACGAGGAGCAUAGACCCUGCCUGAGAGGGAACCCCCACCCUCUCUGGGAGACGCAGACCCUGUCCUGGCCUGACCAGCCGGAAUGCAGGAGAGAGCCUCCUUUCUGUAGAUUAGCUUUGGUGACAACAGCGACGUCUGCUGAGCACCUAUGAUGCGCCAAGUCUGUACUCUGCACCAUCCAGGAGAGGAGGCUGGGACACACUAUGGGGUCCCCAGCUGGCUUCCUCAGGAACUGAGGGACCUGAGCCUACAGCAGGUCUGGUUCCCCCCUCGGCUUGCUAAUAUCAGACACCUAUGACUUGGCCAUCUCAGAACUGAGAUGGUCCCAGUGCUGGGGACGGGGAGCACCAAGAUGAAGUGCCCUAUAUGGGGACCCAGGGUGGGUGGCAGACAAAGCCCAUGAUGGGAAAGACGGGCACAGCUGCAGGCGGGGGGGGGGGGCGGCAGGACUCCCCACCUCAGCCGCUGCUCCCCGAGACCUGUCCCCCUACCUGUCUGCGCUCCCCCAGGGUCCAGCUCCACUCAGCCCUCCCUACCACCCCACGGCCAUGCCUGAGGGCCUCUCCCUGCUGGUCUUCCCUGUGUCUGCCUCCUGCUCUGUUCCAGUACUGGCUCCUUUCCUAACUUGUCCAAUCCACAUUAGCCUCAGGGGGACCAGGAUGUUUUCCCUAGUAAUCACAAUGCCAGGAGCUGGACCUGGUGCAGAAGAGAUGCUCAAUAAAGCCUUGCUCACUGACUCAAAA
Ictidomys tridecemlineatus (thirteen-lined ground squirrel) is the source of this 9963-nucleotide messenger RNA. Lineage: Eukaryota; Metazoa; Chordata; Mammalia; Rodentia; Sciuridae. The record is from RefSeq and is a predicted model, not a curated record.